GGCUGCAGCUGACCGUGAACCAGACCCUCAAAUAACUUGUGUCCAGAAAACACAAUGAGUACUUACGUGAUUAAUAAUUAUGUAUUUGUUUGUGGCCUGGGGCUGCCUCAGAAGAAAUGCAGCUGUUUUGUUCCUCUUUGAUUUAUUUUUGUUUAGUAAGAACGGAGACCCUUCUGUUUUCUUCCUUUUCACGUCUGCUUUCAUUCUACCAGCUUGAUUGACGACGUUCGGUCUACUGGUUUAGGUGACCUGCACUCCAGAAUAUGAAUAGCCCUGCUGACUGUGGAGGGAUGCCCAGAGCUCUAUGAGCAGAAUUGAAUAUUCCCAGCUUGCCUGCCUGCCUGCCUGCCUGCUGCUGCUACAUUCCGCAAGUGAACCCCCCCUGUUACAGGACCAGGACCCCCUCACCUGACAGCAGUCACAGCUCAGCUUGGGCUAACAAGAGACCCCCUUUCUUGAGUGAUUGAUGCAGAUGGAUGAAACAGAAAAAAAGCAUCCCUUCUUUCUGUCUGCAAGUCUCCUUCCUGGUACAGUCAGGGUUACUUCAGCAAAGAAGAAAAACACAACAAACUUCCUGGCUGCAGUUUGAAACAUUGGAUCCAGCGCCAGGUGGGGAUGUUGGAGUUUCAUGUACUGUACGUCUGCUUCUGUCAGCUUGGUUUUUAAGAGGAGGAUGCACAAGCCACUGAAGCCAGCCCCAGUCGAGGUGCUAUGAGCUGAAAGGCAGGGAUAGCAGCUGAUUGCACUGCGGGCUCCUGUGACAGGGGUUACUGCUACAGGCUUUCCUAGCCCCUAUCCCUCAGCAGGUCUCACAGAUUGGUAGCUAAUGGGAAUGAGAUGCUAACCUUUGAUUCAACUGGCUAAUGGAUAGAGGAGCCCCCUGCAUAGGCAGUUUUAGGUGAAUGUGUGCAGGACGCCUGGCCCCUCCCAGCAGAGAGAGUUCCCCCACACUGCCUCCACUCAGGGGAUGGCCCAGGACCAGGAUGGACAGACAGACACUUGCGGAAGUCCUGUGAUGCACGAAGAGUGUUACGAUGACAUGGAAAGUGGCAGUCUGACUCCCGGCACAGCCCGGCAAGUCAAACUUCUCCGCGACCCCACCCACGGAUUUGGAUUUGUUGCCGGCAGUGAGAGGCCGGUUAUCGUACGUGCCAUUUCUCCUGGUGGCCCCUCAGAGGGUAAACUUCUCCCCGGAGACCAGAUUCUAGCCAUCAACGAGGAGUCUGUGAGCAACGUAUCCAGGGAGCGAGUCAUAGACCUUGUAAGGAACUGCAAAGAAUCCAUCCUGCUCACUGUGCUUCAGCCUCAUCAGUCACCGAAGUCUGCCUUCAUCAGCGCUGCCAAGAAAGCCAAGCUGCGAUCCAACCCUCCAAAAGUGCGCUUCUCUGAGCAGGUCUCUGUCAGCGAUCCAGAUCCCACGAUGCUGAAGGAAGACGCUCUCCUCCUGAUCCCCAGCGUGCUCAAGGUGUUCCUGGAGAAUGGGCAGAUCAAGUCCUUCACCUUCGACAGCCGCACCACUGUCAGGGAUGUGAUGAUGUCCCUGCAGGACCGGCUGUCUCUGCGGUACAUCGAGCACUUCUCCCUGGUUCUAGAGUCUGGGGGCUUGAAUCAGAGCAGCAGGCUGCACCUGCUCCAGGACACCCAGCCACUGUCUCAUGUAGUGCAGCGGACCUACUUCCAGGCAAUGAAGUGUCUGUUUCGUAUCUGCUUCUUCCCCAAGGACCCUGCAGACCUGCUGAGGAGGGACCCAGCCGCCUUUGAGUACCUCUACAUACAGAGCCGCAAUGAUGUGAUAAAGGAGCGAUUCGGAUCUGACUGGAAGACAGACGUCAGCCUCAAGCUCACAGCUCUACACAUCUACAUCACAGUCUCUGCAGCCCGACCCAACCAGAAAAUCUCUCUCAAGAAUGUGGAGAAAGAAUGGGGACUGGAUCCCUUCUUGCCCCUGUCGUUGCUCCCGACAAUCAAGGAGAAGAAUGUCUGCAAGACGCUUUCCCAGCUGCUGAAAACCUAUCAGCACUCGCCUCCUUCAGGGAGCAAGGUACCUGCUAUCCAGGCGAAGCUGCAAUACAUACGAGUUCUCAACGAGCUGCCUCCUUUUGGGGGCCUCCUGUUCCACACCGUGGGGAUGGCUGAGAAGCAGUCAGCCACCACCCUGCUGGUUGGACCCCGCCACGGAAUCAGCCACGUCAUUGAGCUGAAGACCAACCUAACCACCGUCCUGUCUGAGUUCAGCCGUCUCAGCAAGAUCCAGCUGUUCAGGGAGAACCAGGGGGUGGCUCGCGUUGAGGUCAACAUUCUGGAGGCCAAGCCCCUGGUCCUGCUGAUGGAGUGGCCAGAUGCCACAAACUUUGCCUGCCUGAUAGCCGGCUACUACAAGCUCUUUGUGAAUCCAAAGAAAGUGCUAUUCUGUCGAACUUUCAGUCAGUCUCACAUGAUCAAGGCAGAUUACAGAAGUAUCCAACCAGUCCAGCGGCCAGCUCUCUCUACUCAUGCUGGGAGACGGGAGGCGGCCCAUAGAUCAUCUGAGCAAACUGAUUCAGAUCUCAGCAGCUUCUGCUAUCUGCACAUGAGAGAGCAGCAGCAGCAGCUGCUGCAGCAACAAGAAAGACAGAUGGACAUCAAUGACAACCUGAUCCCCCUGGAAGAGAGCCGUCCCCGCACCAAAUCAGACCCGACCUACAAAAGCUCAGAUCUAGAACCUGUGAUGGAUAGCCCGGUACAGGAGAGCUUAGGAAUCAGAGCUAGGGCCUACACCCUAGACCCUAGCCAGCUGACAGGACACUUUUACUGUGACUCAUGCAAGGCUAAGCUCAAAGCAGUAGCCACUGCCGCCAAUGGCGGUGACAGCAGUGAUGGCCUGUGUUCCCAGAUCCUGCAGCGUUGCACCAACUCCUGUGGUUCCCGAGAGGGCACAGUAGACCUGAUUUCCCUCCCGCUACCAGGAAGCGAGAAAGAGGAGGAGGAGGAGGCAGGUGCUGCUCAGCCUCCACCCCCAGCCAUUGCUGCUCCCCCACCAGGUUUUCGUGACCACAGCUCAGAUGAGGAGGACCCCAAAAGGCGGGCAGUAGUGGCAACAGCAGGGGGCGUGGAGCCAUCUGAAGAGGUACCUGUGACGCUGAUAGAUAAUGUGGCAACACGGACUGUCCGAGACCAUGCUCAAGAGCUGGAUGAUGCCCUGGUGUCCACCCUACAGGCACUAGAGGCACUGGCAGCAUCAGAGGACUACCCCCACCAUCAUCACCACCAGCCCCAGCAGACAGCAGGUCUCAUUGUGCUAGCAGCUAUUACCCCAGAGUCUUCACUGGAUUCCGGCCACGAGACAAACUCCUCAGAACUGACAGACGUCUCAGAGAUGGUGACGGCCAUGAAGCAGCACCAGAACUCAGCCUACCUACUUUCCCAUCACAUCAGCAAGGAUCGGAUCUUCAGCCGGCGGGACUUCCCACUCGCUAUCCCGGGGUGCAACACUCAGGCCCUGGGGGGUGCAGCUUUCUCCAUGGGUCAGCUGCGGGCAAGUUGCCCUGCCAAACCCCUAAUUCUCAGCAAAGGGGCCCAAUUAAGGGUAAGUCCUAACCAGGAGACUGCAGCCAUGAGGGAGCAGGGAAGGACACAAGCCUCCUCACAGAGUCUCAAAGAACUAGGGAAAUUGGUCACCCUGGAACCCCAACCGGAGCAAAGCCGGGCAGCCAGCCCAGGAAUUCUCAAGGGCUCUUCUGCUUCUCCUCAAACUGCUUUGGAUCCCAAAUGUGAUAGCCCUGGAGAUAAGAAGCAGGUCAACCAAGAGUUUAAGUUGCCAUGUUAUGUUGACAGAAGGCUUAGCCCAAAUCCUUCUUCAGAGGCAAGGGGGAAGGUUCCUGGUUCCCUAAGCCCAGAGGAUGUCAACAAAGCCUUACCAAAACUUUUGCCAGUUGACAGUGCUGUUUCUGCCAAGAGCCAAGAAACCAAUAGCUGUCAGGACCAAGAGACUACUGCCAAUAAGACCCCCAAGCCUUCAAAAUCAAAAGGGAACCAGCAGAGUGCUGCGAUGCUGUGUACCAGCCCCAUGCUCGGAGAGGGUGGGCCUCCGUCGUGUCUGAAGGACCCACAGGUGCAGAAAGUAGCAGUUUUCCAUUCAUCCUCCCAUACAGAUGAUGAGCGGCUCAGUGCCAAAGCAAAAGGCUUUCAGCUGCCCCCUGGCAAAGAGAGCACAGGGAGGGGAGUAGAAACAGGCCACAAAUCCAGCACAGGUAUCCAGGUCCUGUCCAAGUAUCCCCCUCUGGUUUCAGAGCAGACGGAGCGAAAGGAAAGGGCGGAAGCAAAAGGAGAGCCUUCUGAGAGCAAAAAUGCCAGUGAUACUCAGAAAUAUCCCAAAAACUUGGCUCCCAGGCUGGAGAGCACACAGGCAGCAGGCUCAGUGGAAGCCUCAGUGGAAGACAAAAAGCAGAGUGCCAGUAAACCCAAACAGCAGCGAAAUGCACCCUUCCUCAGUUUCCGGAACCUGCUGUCGGCCACCUUUCCAGCACGGAUGAGGCGCGAGACGGAUGAGCGCCAAGCCCAGCUUCAGAAGGUACGGCAGUAUGAACUGGAGUUCCUGAAGGAGCUGCACAAGCCCAGGGGUGCUCAGCUGGAUUUCCUCCCACAGGGGCCCUCUCCAAUACCAGCAGGUACACCCUGCUCCUGCCAGCUCAGGACCAGCCCUCUUCAGAAAGUCCCGGGGAUUUCCAGAGAACAGAGGAGGAGCUGUGACUGCAAAAGGAUAUGCCGUGGGAUCCGCCUGCCUGACACCCCUGUGGGAUCAGCCCUGGAGAGGAGAGGGAGAGAAAGAACUGCCUAUAAACAUCCUCCUCUACCAAAACAACCCCAGCAGCAGGAAGGGCCCCAAAGGCCACAGACAAUAGAGAUUAAGACCUCCAGAAUACGUUCCACCAGCCUGGAGUCCCGGGAACCUCAGGAGAAGCCUGUCUCCUGCUUGCCUGCCUGUGCUUCUCGCUCCGAAUGCAUGGGGGCGCCAGAUUACAAGAAACUUAUGAGGCGCUACAGCAUUGGUGAAGCAGACAGUAGUGAGCGUGCACCCCUGUACUCUGAAACUAAGCCUACCAAAGGUAAGAGCACGGAAAAGGAGUUUGAGCGACCAAUAGCCCCUUCUGGAAAGACACAGGGUCCAAAAGAGUCUUCCUGUGCACAUCUGGGGGAUGGGAAAAGAAGACCUGUGUUUUCCAUCCAAGGGGAGGCUGGGAGAGAGCUGGAGCUGCUCCAAAAGAGCAAAGUAGGGGAGGAUGAAAUGAUGGGUCUAUCAGGGGAGGAUGAGGAUGGAGAUAAGUGCUGCUCUUUCUGUUUCUGCUACCGCAAGUGCAACACAGAGGAUGAAAGUAGCGAGAAGGACGAGGUGUCCUAUUCCAUUCCGCUGAAGGUGCUCCCAGGGAUGCAGUUGGAUGCUAACACCAUCCCUGUAGUCAGCAAGACCCUGCAGGUGCUGGAUGCAGAUGGCUGCAGUACGGAGGAGGAGCCACAGAGCCAGGAAAUCGAUCUAAGGACUUCUGCCACCCUAGAGGGCAGUCUGUCCCGGGUGCAGGCUCUGCAGGGCAAAGCCUUCUUGCUGCCUGAGGGGUUCCUGACUGCCCAGUUGGAUGCCAACGAGCUACUUUCCAUCCUACGGCAAUGCGCAGGGAGCCCGCAGGGCGAUGGUGAUCCCAGGCUGCAGGCACCUCGGCUAGCAGAAUACAAGCAGGAGUUGGCAAUGCGCUUCAAGGAGUUCCGGGCCUCCUGUCGUAGGGUGGCUGGCGUGGAGAAGAGCCCAACCCGCAUGCUCUCGGCAGUGACAGCCAGCUUCCAGGUCCUCUGCAGCCUGACGGAAACCUUUAUCAAGCUGGUAUGUGUGGUGCGCUUGGAGGCUCAAAGGCAGGAGCUGCUCAGGAAGGUGGAGGAGGUAGCUCUCAACUAUACUUUCCUCUUGAGGGCUGCUGAGGAGUUCAUGGGCCGGACCGGGAGCCUCCCCACCCAGACCAGCAGCAGUAGCAGCAGUGCCCAGGCUCCUCCACAGCCCGCACAUGGGGCCAACAAGGCUGGUUCCCUAACCCGCGCCAUCAAAACACUCAUCCCCAAGUGAAGCUAAUGGACUGCCACUAGAGAAAUCACUUGUUUUUGUGAAGGACAAAAUAACUGCAAUGCUACCCUACCCCUUACCAGUAUAGCUUUUCACAGAGGCAAUACUGGGUUCAGACUUUGGGCAGAAAGUGGGUAGGUUUGGGUGUGGGUGUGGGGGGGUGGAACAGGGCACUUUUUACUUGUGUUGGUGACUCUUGGACAUUUCACUAGGGAGAGAAGAAAACUUUCUUUGUUAUUUAUACUUCUGUUCCAUCUCCUGACAUUCAUUGCAGUGGUCAAGUAACAUUUCCAAAAGCAGCACUUUAUUGCUGCAUUUGGAUUAUUACAACUAAUCUGUAGGGCAAUGCACAGGUAACCCACAGCAACUGUGGGGCUGGGAUUGUUGUUAAGGUCAUGGUGGCACCAAUGAAAUUUAGAACAGCAGCUAAGCCAGGGUUAAACACGUAUUUACAAAGGCAGUCAGGCAAAGGAGCUGGACAGAAAUGGGCUGCUCCCACACCAAAAUAGUUUAAAUCUUACAUUACACUCACUUAAUUUGCAAUAGCCGUAUUGCUUUAUUCAAACUGAUUAUUGAGACUCAUAUACUAAAAAUAACCUAAAGGGUGCGCUGAGCAGAAUAUACCUGUGAGGGUCAUUUCGGUAGAUUAAUAUGUAGUUAGUUAUCUAAUUUAUUGAUUGGAUGAUUGAAUGAUGUGCUUGUUUUUUGUUUUGUUUUGUUUUUUUGUUUUGCCAAAACAGCUAGCUGUUUUGUGAUAUUGAAACUGCCAUAAGUGAAAAAACAAGCACGAGAUUAAAGGCAUACUAUGUUGCUUUUACAUUUCAACUGAUCCAAAUUUCAACACAAGAAUACUAUAUUAUUCUGGUGUAAAUAAACUAGUAGAGACAGGCAGGAAGAUGCAACUGUCCAGGUCAGAGAAUCUCAUGAGCAAUGAAAAUUAUAAAGGACAUAAAGCUUAUAUGACAACCACCUUCAAGGUAAUGCGAUUCACUAUGCUUUGUUCAAAAUCUAGCUGAAAAAUAAUUACUUCAAUGGUAAGAUGUAUUUCAUUUUUCAAGUGAGGUUUUUUAAUGAAAAUUUAUAUCUGCCUUUGGAACUCCAAUCAUCUUCUAUGAGUAACGGGCCCUGUUUCUAUAGAACAGUGGAGAAUUAUGUAACAAACAUUUAAUGUUUGUUUAGUUUGACCUCUCAAUCUAUGGGUUACCUACAAGUCAUGUAAUUCAACAAAUUCUAUCAUUUCUACAACCAGAAAUUUACUAGAAAGGCAUGGGGAAAAUUGAAAAUAGUUCCUUAUAUGAAUAUUACUUAGAAUAUUAAAUAUAUAAUUCUCUUAAAACCAAGAAUAUAAGCACUGUGACAAGAAUUGCAUUCAAGGGAAUUACAAAUGUAUAUAUUAGCUGCAUAGAGAUUUAUUUAAGAAUGCAUCUCCCCUCCUUGAUGAAUUAAACUGCCAAAAUAACACCAUGCUGUUUAAAACCCUAGUUAUUAAAAUUAAAUUCAAAAUAAGAAAUAUCUUUCAUAUAAAAAUGUAAAAAUGCCAAAGCAAGUGUAACGUUUACAAUCAAGGGAGUUCUGAAGAACUGAGGCUCAUUAUUUAUUUUUUUAACUCUUUGCGUUUGUAAAAGGAAUAAUAAUAAUAAUAAUAAUAAAUUCUCAAAAGUGAUGGAUGAUGGCACCUGAUAGCUUUAAAUAGUUGUCCUAAAGCUGCGAGUGCCCCUCUGACACACACAGAUACAUGUGCAGACUGAUCUGUAAGGUAUGUAGUGUUACAGCAUUUAUUCAAAUGUUGCAUUCACUUAAAUAUUUUGGUGCCAGCAUUUCAAGUGUCAGUAAAUCAAUAGAACAUUUAAUUAGCUCAGUACUAAAUUUCUGGUUUGCCUAUUAUUGUUAAUGUUAAGUUAUUCCUACUUAUGUUUAUUCCAAAGGUAUAGAAAAAGUGGCACCUGUUCAAUAAAGUUCAAGUUUUAUUUGGGUACGCCGUUGUUGCUAACACAAACAAAAAUAGACUUCCGCAAAGUAGUAAUCACAAAACAAAAAUAAUAAAUUCUCACUGUAAUAAUCCUGGGUUCUGGUGAGGCCAUGAGUUCCACCAGCCAAGUGAAUAGUUCUCCUUCCUGGCUCUCUCCCGUCCAGGUCGGUGUUUCUUCUACCUGAUAUUCACUUGUAUUCAAUAAUAAGACAAGUUUAGUUUGACAAAUCGUGAUGACAUGACAUGUAACACCAGUAAGGAACCGUCCCCUCUCACAUUCCCAUGCUCACCAACUCCGUAUCCCACACGUUCCCCUUAUAUCCGCCUAACUCCACCUACGGAAUCAGUGAUACACCUGUUACUAGGUAAUGGCUGUCUUCCGUAAUUAGGGUAUUGAAGCAUCUGUGUUCAUUACCUUCAUCAAGAUGGCCACCACAACCCGACCGUGGACUUAUGAUCUGUUCCAUCUGUUCCACCACCCAUCAGGAGGCUGAACUUCACCAGUAUGAUCCUUUACCCUGUCACACUGCUAUUUUACCAUUUCAGAUUUGUCACAUAUGUAUCUUGUUUUGCUGUAGAGAUAGGAAUUGUAUUUCAUAUGUGGUUCUCAUGAGCAUCUUUUGGGCACUUCCACACAUGUUAUCACAAGGGGAAGUCUCCUUUUCCAAGGAGGAUGGUGUGUGUUAGAGCUGUGCUGAUUAUUCAGAUUUGCAUCUUUGCCCUUAGGAUGCUUUGACCUUACUGGUAUAAAUUAAUACAGAAUGAAACGUGAUCCUAUUUGCAAUGUGCUUGUUUUCUAUUAACAGUGUCACGCUAAAGUUACUGUAGCUGUAUGAGCUGCUUGUGUCCCAGAGGUUAACAAUCACUUCUCGGUUCUCAGUUUCAGAUGGAAAAUGAUCAUAUUAAUGAUCAAAACAGUGGUGGAUCUUAUUUACCUUUAACUCAGUAUUUAUGCUGCUGGUGUUUUCUACCAGGGCUGAUUUGUUGGUCACCUCAAUAUAGCAUAAAAUAAAAAUACAGUGAAAUGAGCUCCAUGAUAAAUCAGAUUUAGAUAUUUUAGUGGUAGCAGUUUUUAGAUCCACCACUGUUUAGAUCAGAAGAAUAUGCAAUGAAGGCAAAUCUUGACGUGCAACUAACAAGCAGCUUUUCAUUUUUGUAAUCACAGCCAGAAUCAAAACAGCUUAAAGGAAUUAACAAAUCAUGAUAAUUCUACUCAUGUAGCAUCUAAUCUGGCACAUGUGUUUCUACUGGGGAAUAAUGUUAUAUCACUAUUUAGAUUACAACAAUGGGGGUGUAUAUGGGUAUGUGGGGGUCUUUCUGGUUGAAAGUGUUAUGCUUUUUAAUUCUAAUUUGUGUAUUAUAAUAUAAAUCUGUAUAUAAUGUAAAAUAUGGGUAAUUUGUGAUGAUGAAUCCACUCUUUUAAAUAUUCAACACUGACAGUACAGAAAGGCUUUGAACUGUUUUGUAAAUCCACACCACGAUCUUAGUGUAUUCUUUCUAGUUGUAAUGUACCAUAGUUACAGAGAUGAAUAGUCUAAAAAUUAUAUUUAAAAAAAAAAAAAGUGUGGGCCAUGUUUAUUUUUAUAAAAUAUAUACAUUUUAAACCUACUGUAUUUUACACAAUAUUUGUACACCCUCCCUUAGUCAUAUGGAAUACCUGCUGAUUUUAUUUUGAACCUCCUAGUUUUAUUUUUCUAUUUAGACAUUUUGGUUUUGUUAUUGUCAGCAUAUAUAUGUGUGUGUGUGCAUGCAUGCGUGUGUGUGUGUGUGUGUUGGAAGCUUGCGUCAAUACAGAAACAUGGAAAGCAGAAAUAUAUCCAGUUUCCAACCUGGCUUGUACUUUAAUUUGAUAGCUGACAAAAUAGGACUUAAUGACAUUGAAAGGCUGUCUGUCCUGUUACCUUCUCAGCACUGCAGGAUGUCUUGGGUGUCAAGUUCAUGAGUGUCAAGACCUUCUAUAGUCUGAACUGGGGAUCCAACCCAAACAUGCAAUUGUCAUGGUGUUCAUACUAUCACCACAAGGCAGAGAAUGUGCAAUCAUCAUGGUGUAAGAAACAGAAGGCAACGUGAUUAGUCUUUGCAGGUUCAGACCAACUGCUGUGCCAAAUGAGCCACACUCCAUAUGUGGAGCUGACAUAUGUGACUUACUCCACAUUACUCCACACUGUCCAAUACUGGAGACUAUAUUCAGAUUGGAGAAAAGGAAAAUUCUAUUUUGUAUCCAAACAUGAUCCAGCUAUUUUAGUUACACCACUAUAAAAUGACAUACACAUAGGACGUUUUUAACUUUCCUCAAAGCAGUAAACUCCAUUUUAAAUAAACGAUCUUACCUCUUAUUAUCACUAACAGCAGCAUUGCAAUCAAUCUUCCUGUUCUUGUGCUGAGGAUAUCUUGGUUCUCUGCUGUAUGUAAAUACUGUAUUUGACCUUUUUCUGCUUGAUGAAAUACAGAAUACACAGAUACACAAAUCUGCCCUCAAGUUAUCUGUACUUGUAUUCUUUUAUAUGUUUUACAAACAAUUCACAAACCAGGUUCGCUUUGUUUUGUGUACGAGGUAGCUGAACUGAAGACCAGCUCCAUUUAAGUGGAAUAUUUAGUUUUAGAAUUGAAAUACCCAUGAUGCACUAUCAUUCACCACUGGCAUAGUGAAGCCUGAAGGCUGCCAGACCACAUAUGGA
Acipenser ruthenus (sterlet) is the source of this 10732-nucleotide messenger RNA. Its product is annotated as FERM and PDZ domain-containing protein 3-like. Gene Ontology annotation, cellular component: cytoskeleton. The coding region runs from base 968 to 6088 and encodes 1706 amino acids. The transcript is spliced from 16 exons. Gene Ontology annotation, molecular function: protein binding. The record is from RefSeq and is a predicted model, not a curated record. Lineage: Eukaryota; Metazoa; Chordata; Actinopteri; Acipenseriformes; Acipenseridae.